This is a messenger RNA of Nicotiana attenuata, 2728 nucleotides long. Its product is annotated as mechanosensitive ion channel protein 10-like. The transcript is spliced from 6 exons. The record is from RefSeq and is a predicted model, not a curated record. Gene Ontology annotation, biological process: detection of mechanical stimulus; transmembrane transport; monoatomic anion transport. Lineage: Eukaryota; Viridiplantae; Streptophyta; Magnoliopsida; Solanales; Solanaceae. Gene Ontology annotation, cellular component: plasma membrane. Gene Ontology annotation, molecular function: mechanosensitive monoatomic ion channel activity. The coding region runs from base 149 to 2452 and encodes 767 amino acids.
CCCCAAAGCUUUAUUUGUUUUCCAUUAUAAUAUGUGCCUCUUCUCCCACUAUCUUCAGCUCCUCUCAAUACCCACUGCCCCUUUUUCUUGAAACCCUGGCCUCUCUCAAUCUUACUAUUCUUGUGUUUGAUGUUUAACUUGGGGUGGAAUGGAUGCAAAUGGUAAGGCUGCAAAGUUUAGUGGAGAAAUAAGCAUGUCAGAGAACAAGAAAACCCCCAGUGAUGAAGUGGUUGUCAUGAUCUCUGGAGAUCAAAAGGAUUCUAAAAGUCCUGUUGCACCAAAACCAACAGUCCAAGUCAGUGAUUCCUCACCUGAAAUUGCCAGGUAUAGUCCAAGCCCAAGCCCCAACAAACCACCCAAAAUACCCACCACUGAAACUCUCACUCGGCGAAAAUCCCUUGCAAGAUGCACGUAUUCGAGACCUAAAUCAAGAUUCGGCGAACAAUCUGUACCUAUUGAUGCUAACAUGUUUAAUGAACAAGCUGCCGAGCCAAGUGCAAGUUCCCCCAAUUGGAAUGUAUCUAACCAUGCUUCUCCUACUGCUAAAAUGGGUACCAGUAAUACAUUUAAAGAGACAACAAGAACGGUGUCUAUAUCAGUAACCCCAAGAACACCAUUAAUGGCAUCACCAGGUGGUUUUGGAGGAGUGGAUGAAGAUGAGGAGAUAUAUAAGAAAGUGAGCUCAAGGAAUAAGUUGAAGUAUAACAGAGUUAAAGCAAAAGUUCUGAUUGAAUGGCUGCUGUUUCUUUUCCUUUUAGGAUGUUUACUUGCUAGCUUAUUGGUAAAGAAGUUCCAAAAUUGGAAGCUUUGGGAUUUGAGGAUCUGGAAAUGGAUUGUCCUUGUUAUGGUGACCUUUAGUGGCAUGCUGGUUACUAAGUGGUUUAUACAUUUUGUUGCCUUGUUGAUAGAAUUGAACUUUUUGUUAAGGAAGAAGGUGUUGUAUUUUGUCUUUGGUUUAAAGAAAAGUGUUCAAGUCUGCAUUUGGUUUAGCUUGGUUCUUCUCACAUGGGUUCUGCUCUUCUCAAACGAGGAACGGUCGCGUACCGCUGAGAAGGUUACUAAUUUUAUUACCUGGACUAUUACAGCUUUGCUUAUUGGUGCAUUCUUGUGGCUCUUGAAGACUUUGCUGCUAAAGAUUUUGGCUGCCUCUUUCCACGUAAACACAUUCUUUGACCGGAUUCAAGAGUCAAUUUUUCAUCAGUAUAUUCUACUGACCCUAUCGGGAUUCCCAGUUAUGGAGUCUGCUCAGAUGUUGGGGAGAUCAAAUAGUGCUGCCAGUCAAUUUAGUUUCCGCAGAACAAAGAAAGGAAAAGAUGGGAAGGAAAAGAAAGAAAAGGCAGUGAUUGAUAUCAAUAAACUUCAUCAGAUGAAGCGAGAAAAGGUCUCUGCAUGGACCAUGAAAACGUUAAUUGAUGUAAUAUCUAACUCAGGACUUUCCACUAUCUCUGGCUCGCUCGGUGAGAAUGACUAUGAUGCAGGUGGUGAGCAAGCAGAUAAGGAGAUCAACAAUGAGGAGGAAGCAAUUGCUGCUGCCUAUCACAUUUUCAGGAAUGUUGCAUCGCCCGGUUCCAGGUACAUUGAUGAGUAUGACCUUAGGAGAUUCUUGAUUAAAGAAGAGGUCGAUAUUGUGUUCCCCAUGAUAGAUGUGGCAGAAACUGGACAGAUUGAUAGGAAAUCAUUGACGGAAUGGGUGGUUAAGGUUUAUCAAGGACGAAGAGCUCUAUCGCAUGCUUUGAAUGAUACAAAAACUGCUGUGAAGCAAUUGAACAAGGUCGUGACAUGCAUUCUGGUUGUCAUAAUUAUCAUCAUAUGGCUCCUUUUGGUGGGGAUAGCGACUACUAAAGUGAUUGUCUUUCUGUCGUCACAACUCGUGGUAGCUGCUUUUAUUUUUGGGAAUACUUGCAAGACUAUAUUUGAAGCUAUUAUAUUCGUAUUUGUGAUGCAUCCUUUUGAUGUUGGUGAUCGAUGUGUCAUUGAUGGUGUUCAGAUGAUUGUUGAAGAAAUGAAUAUCCUGACCACAGUAUUCUUGAGGUUUGAUAACGAAAAGAUAUACUACCCAAAUACAGUUUUGGCCGUCAAGCCAAUCAGCAAUUUCUACAGAAGUCCUGAUAUGGGUGAUGCCUUUGAGUUUUCUGUUGAUUACAGGACACCUGUGGAAAAGAUAGGAGCUCUAAAAGAGAAAACAAAGAAGUAUUUAGAGAGAACUCCCCAGUAUUGGCAUCCUAAUCACAGUGUGGUGGUGAAGGAGAUUGAAAAUAUGAACAAAAUAAAAAUGGCACUCUAUUUCAAUCAUACUAUGAACUUUCAAAACUUUGGUGAAAAGAACAGACGAAGAACUGAGCUGAUCCUCGAAAUGAAGAAAAUGUUUGAUGAGCUUAACAUAAAAUAUGAUCUUCUUCCCCAGGAAGUUCAUCUUCUCGAUCAAAGAGCAGUAAGUGGAAACACUAGAUGAUCUUUAUCUUCAACUUCACAAAUACCAGUUAUUUAAGUAGCAACUGUUGCUUCCACUGCAAUAGUUUUUUUUUUUUUUUUUGGUUGAUGAAGUUUAACACCCGAUUCUGCGAUACUGGAAGUUUUGUGUAUUACAUUAAACAAUAUUUGUAACUUAAAAGUUUCAUCUGCUAAAAUUUUGUGUGGAAGUGAGUACAGUUUCUAUUUGGAGGUUCUUAGUAACAUUGUUGAUGCAAUUUUUUCAAGGGUCUUUAAAUGAAAUUAUGCUUGUUUGUUG